AUGUCUGAAUCAUCUAUUUCACCUUCUAAACCAUCUGUGGAAUUGCCACAAGCAACCUGGUCGCAUCUGCAAAGAUACCCAGCUCUAUCCAAGUUUCUCAAAUAUGCAGAAUCUCUACCACCCGUGGAGAGGUUGAUUUCUUUCAACCUCGUUGUUUUGGGAUCUGUGAACCAGUGGGUUUCCGAAUCAUCCGGCUCUCCUCGUCUGGUGAAGCAAGUUGUUGCUGCCGGGAAGGAGGGAGCCUUCAAGUUGGAUGAGUUAAUCAACCUCUUGGUAUUCAAGGAGGGUGUCGACGGCUUGUUGUACAAUUGGAAAUCACACUCCAACACGCCAGGGAUCUGGCUGGUGUGGUUCUUUGUCGACUACGUCGCCAACAUUUCUAAUACUUUGUUGAGGGAGUUCCUAAUCAAGCCAUUACAUUUGCAAGGCUCUAACGCAUCGAAGGAAAUCGGCUCCUCCGGUGAAGAGAACAAGGUCACAGACACUUCUUCUUUGCCCCACGUGGCAGAGUUGUCUUCAACGACCAGAGGUAUGUCGCAGGAGAUCCAGUCCAAGGUCAAGUCUAACUACAUCGACCCAACCAAGGACCUGGCCAAAGAGAAGUAUGACGCUAUAGUGAAGCCCACCACUGAUAAGUUGCAGUCCGUGUACAUCGAUCCAACCAAGUCUAAGCUGAACGAGACCUACCAACGUUUCACCACUGUGUACGAAAACAACUUAAGCAAGUCCGAAAGUGUCCCUAAAGCCAUCGUAUCCACCGGGUUGGAUCUGGGCAAUGCCACUAUUGAAAAGCUAAAGGCUGCAAGAGAGGACCAAGCCAACUCCAAGCCUGCGGCUGUUUCAACCAAUUAG
Molecule: messenger RNA, 852 nt
Organism: Saccharomyces paradoxus
Lineage: Eukaryota; Fungi; Ascomycota; Saccharomycetes; Saccharomycetales; Saccharomycetaceae
Gene: PLN1
Product: Pln1p
Exons: 1
Coding region: 1-852 (283 amino acids)
Source: RefSeq, a predicted model, not a curated record